Molecule: messenger RNA, 930 nt
Organism: Daphnia pulex (common water flea)
Lineage: Eukaryota; Metazoa; Arthropoda; Branchiopoda; Diplostraca; Daphniidae
Product: adhesive plaque matrix protein-like
Exons: 3
Coding region: 100-795 (231 amino acids)
Cellular component (GO): extracellular matrix
Source: RefSeq, a predicted model, not a curated record
CUCCCCUGAAAAAAAUCGCAGCUAUAUAAACGUUUGACUGGCAAGUUGAACAAUAUCAGUUGCACAACUGUUUCCAGUCGAUUCACAGCUCCCUCCACAAUGAAGUUCUUCAUCUUCGCCGUUCUGUUCGCCGUCGCCGCCGCCGGGACUUAUAAGACCAGCGAUUACGUCCAGUCGAAAUACGAGGCUCCCGCCAAACCUGAUUACGAGAAACAACCUUACAGCUUUUCGUGGGAUGUUAAGGACGAGGAUACUUACAACGACUUCGUCCACACCGAGGAGAGCGACGGCAAAGUGAUUAGCGGAUCUUACCGCGUCGAACUCCCCGAUGGCCGCACCCAGAUCGUCACCUACCGAGCCGACGAGAACGGCAAUGUGGCCGAUGUCACCUACGAGGGAGAGGCCCAGUAUCCCGAUGAAUCCGAAUACAAAGCUGCUCCCGCUUACUCUGCUCCAGCCUACAAGGCCCCCGCCUAUUCUGCUCCGGCUUACUCUGCUCCGGCCUACAAGGCCCCUGCUUACUCUGCUCCGGCAUACAAAGCUCCCUCUUACUCUGCUCCGGCAUACAAAGCUCCCGCUUACUCUGCUCCGGCUUACCCUGCUCCAGCUUACAAGGCUCCCGCUUACUCUGCCCCGGCGUACAAAGCACCGGCUUACUCUGCUCCGGCCUACAAGGCGCCAGUUUAUUCCGCUCCGGAAUACAUGGCUCCGAUCUUCAGAUCGGCCUACAAAGCCCCCGCUGCUUACCCAGCUGCUUACCCAGCUGCUUACCCAGCUGCUUACCCCAAAUAUUGAAGCUUCCGCCAUCAUGUGUACUGAUGACUAUAUAUUUAAUGAAGAUCAAGAUUAUAAUUUAUUCGAAGGCGACAUCACAAAUUAAAAAAAAAGUGAGUGGUCGUCUCCGUCUAUAUAGUUCUGUACAAAUUCAAA